Molecule: messenger RNA, 1209 nt
Organism: Eimeria acervulina
Lineage: Eukaryota; Apicomplexa; Conoidasida; Eucoccidiorida; Eimeriidae
Product: MORN repeat-containing protein, putative
Exons: 8
Coding region: 1-1209 (402 amino acids)
Source: RefSeq, a predicted model, not a curated record
AUGGGGGCGGGGGUUUCUUGUCAGUGUUUUGACUCUGAGAAGGGAGACAACGAUACUGAGUUUGCGCCUAACCAGCAACUAGCAGCAAAUGGAGGGGCGACUUCCGCGAAGACGACAGUGCUGAGCGGGGGAGUGCAGUACACGGGAGAGCUGAAGAACGGCGUCAAAGAAGGGUUUGGGGUUUUGCUGCGGCCCUGCGGAUCGAAGUUCGUCGGCUACUUUAAAAACGGUGUCGCAGAAGGAGAGGGGACCUUUCAGCACCCACUAGGAGACAAGUAUGAAGGGCAGUGGAAGAAUAAUAAAGCACACGGAAGGGGCCGCUUUACGCAUGCAGAUGGCUCUUACUAUGAUGGCGAGUGGGUCUACGACUAUCAAGAGGGUUACGGGGUGGAGCACUGGGCUGACGGCAGCAGCUACAAAGGCGAAUAUAAGAAGGGUGCAAAAGAAGGUGAAGGUGUCUUCAUGUGGCGAGACGGCAGUGUUUAUCGAGGACAGUUUAAAGAUAAUAAUAUUCAAGGGUUUGGGGUGUACACCUGGGCUGAUAAUAAACAAUAUACAGGCCAGUGGGUUAAUAACCACAUGGAAGGCCAGGGCAAAAUGCUUUUGUCUGAUGGACGUGUUUAUGAAGGCGGUUAUCGAGCCGACAAGAAGCACGGCAAAGGGAAGGUGACGUGGCCUGACGGGCGGUGGUUUGAGGGGGAGUGGGUAGACGGGAAGCAGCACGGCUUAGGCCGAUAUUAUUCUAUUGAAGGAAAGGCUGUCUCUGAAGCAGAGUGGCGGUUUGGAAGGAAGAUAUCCGUCACAGAAGCACCUGUAAACACUCUGCCUCCCUCUACUGCCUUGGAGGCAGCAGAUGAAGAAAAGAGACAGCUUCUCUCUUCUGGAGGCCCCAACAACAACGGUGUCUCCGAACAGCAGCAGCAGGAGGAGCAGGAGCAGGAGCAGCAGCAGGAGCAGCAGCAGCAACAGGAGCAGCAGCAGCAGCAGAGCCCAGACAAACAAACAACGAGAAAGGGUGGAGGUUCGCAUGCACGAUGGAGGAGAGACAAAUCAAAGAAAAAAGAAAAAGCAGACGAAGAUGAGCAGCAAGCCCCUUCACCCUUACCGGCUGCAGCAGGAGCAGCAGCAGCAGCAGCAGCACCUGAUACGAAUCAGGCGAAGAAGAAGAAAGGGUUUUCUUUAUUUGGGAAGAAGGAUACGAAGGCUUAG